Molecule: messenger RNA, 1167 nt
Organism: Australozyma saopauloensis
Lineage: Eukaryota; Fungi; Ascomycota; Pichiomycetes; Serinales; Metschnikowiaceae
Gene: HAT2
Product: Hat2p
Exons: 1
Coding region: 1-1167 (388 amino acids)
Biological process (GO): chromatin remodeling; regulation of DNA-templated transcription
Cellular component (GO): Rpd3L-Expanded complex; Rpd3L complex; nucleus
Molecular function (GO): histone binding; nucleosome binding
Source: RefSeq, a predicted model, not a curated record
AUGGCCUCCGACGAGUCCGAACUCAACAUCAAGGAAGAGUACCAGUUAUGGCGCAAGAACUGUAAGUACAUGUACGAGUACGUCAGCGAAACGGCGCUCACGUGGCCUUCUCUAACCGUGCAAUGGCUUCCAACUUGCACCGUCGACGAGGUUGUCAACGCCAAAUUGCUCUUAGGAACACACACGUCCGGCAACGAUCAAGAAUACUUGAAGUUGGCCGCGACCAAGUUGCCCAUAGCGGAAGAAACCGCCGCUCAAACCGAGGAUGUUCCCAAAACAAAGGUCUCCUCAAUUAUCAAGAUCGCCAAGAAAUACGAGGUCGACAGCGAAAUCAACCGUGCCAGAUACAUGCCGCAAGACGCAGACGUGGUGGCGGCGUUGCUCAAUUCCGGUAAAGUGGACUUGUUCAACUUGAGUAGUGGUAGUAAGUACUCUACAUUCGACACCGGAAUGGAGAGCAGCUAUUGUCUCUCAUGGAACCCACAACAACAGGGCCAUCUUCUCAGUUCCGGUGCGGAAAACAAGCUUUCCAUUCGGGAUAUCAACAAAGAGUCGGCUGUUCUCGGAGAAACGUCCUCGCACGGGGACAUCGUCAACGACGUCAGCUGGCACGCGUUUGACGCGAACGUGUUCGCGUCUGCUACCGAGGAUGAUAAGAUGAUGUUGUUUGACGCGCGGACGCCGACGCAGGCCGUUUCGUCGUACCAUAGCGUCGGCAGCAGCGGCCUCAACACGUUGGCAUUUUCGCCGUUCUCGCAUAACUUGGUGGCCUUGGGAGGCUCCAACUCCAACAUCAACUUGGUAGACCUACGCACCAACAAAUUGCUACAUACAAUGAUGGGACAUGGCGACGCCAUCACGUGCAUGGACUUUUCGCCGCACCUAGACGGUGUUUUGGCUUCUGGUUCGCAGGACAGACGGGUGUUUAUCUGGGACUUGAGCAGGAUCGGCGAGGAGCAGGCACAGGAGGACGCGGAGGAUGGGUCGCCGGAGAUCUUCAUGAUGCAUGCUGGCCAUACUGGAGCUAUCAAUGACCUCAGUUGGUGUCCAUUUGCAGACUGGACGUUGGCCACUGUUGCAGACGACAACAUCGUGCAUCUCUGGCAGGUCAGUAAGAGUUUGACCGAGGGCGAGCUGAAGGUCGGGGAGGAUGUUGUGUUGGAGUAG